GAUGGGCGCUAGCGGUCCCCGGCGGGGCCCCGGCCCCCCAGACGGGGGCUGGGGCUGGGCCGUGCUGGGCGCCUGCUUCGUGAUCACGGGUUUCGCCUAUGGCUUCCCCAAGGCCGUGAGCGUCUUCUUCCGCGCGCUUAUGCGCGACUUCGGCGCGGGCUACAGCGACACGGCCUGGGUGUCCUCCAUUAUGCUCGCCAUGCUCUAUGGCACAGGCCCGGUGUCCAGCAUCCUUGUGACCCGCUUUGGAUGUCGGCCGGUGAUGCUGGUGGGUGGGCUGUUGGCCUCGGCCGGCAUGAUCCUAGCAUCCUUCGCCACGCGCCUCCUGGAGCUAUACCUGACAGCUGGGGUGCUCACAGGCUUGGGCCUGGCCCUCAACUUCCAGCCAUCGCUCAUCAUGCUGGGGCUGUACUUCGAGCGGCGGCGGCCUCUGGCCAACGGGCUGGCGGCGGCCGGCAGCCCGGUGUUCCUGUCGGCGCUGUCGCCGCUCGGCCAGCAGCUGCUCGAGCACUUCGGCUGGCGCGGCGGCUUCCUGCUGCUGGGCGGCCUCCUGCUGAACUGCUGCGCGUGCGGCGCCGUCAUGCGGCCGCCCCCGGGGCCCGGCCCGCGGCCGCGCAGGGACAGCGCAGGAGACGCGCCGGACGAGGCGGAGGCGCACCGCGCGGGGCCGCGCGUGCGCGAGGCGCCCUCUGGCGGUCGGACCCGCCGGCGCCUGCUGGACGUGACCGUGUGCGCCGACCGCGCCUUCGCGGUGUACGCCGUCACCAAGUUCCUGAUGGCGCUCGGGCUCUUCGUGCCCGCCAUCCUGUUGGUGAACUACGCCAAGGACGCGGGCGUGCCCGACUCCGAAGCUGCCUUCCUGCUCUCCAUCGUGGGCUUCGUCGACAUCGUGGCGCGGCCGGCGUGCGGCGCCCUAGCCGGCCUGGCGCGCCUGCGGCCACACGUCGCCUACCUCUUCAGCCUGGCCCUCAUGGCCAACGGGCUCACGGACCUGAGCAGCGCGCGGGCGCGCAGCUACGGCGCCCUUGUCGCCUUCUGCAUCGCCUUCGGCCUCUCCUACGGCAUGGUGGGCGCCCUGCAGUUCGAGGUGCUCAUGGCGGCUGUGGGCGCGCCCCGAUUCCCCAGUGCCCUGGGCCUGGUCCUCCUCCUCGAGGCUGUGGCUGUGCUCAUCGGACCGCCCUCUGCCGGCCGCCUGGUGGACGCGCUCAAGAACUACGAGAUCAUCUUCUACCUGGCAGGCUCCGAGGUGGCCCUGGCGGGGAUCUUCAUGGCUGUGGCCACCUACUGUUGCCUGCGCCGCCCCAGGGACGGCCCACCCAGCCCAGGCACCGAGGGCGGGGCCGGCGACGAGGAGGAGGCUGAGGCCGAAGUGGACUCUGACCUCCCGCCCGCCGGCACCGAGGAGCCCGAUGGCCUCGAGGCCGUGGAGGUGCCGAGCCCAGGCACUGGGCCUUUGCAACCCGAGAAGACGGAACCAGGGCUGGACUCUUGA
Messenger RNA from Capra hircus (goat), 1492 nucleotides. It is a transcript of the gene SLC16A8, whose product is annotated as solute carrier family 16 member 8. The record is from RefSeq and is a predicted model, not a curated record. Gene Ontology annotation, biological process: transmembrane transport; monocarboxylic acid transport. The transcript is spliced from 4 exons. NCBI's taxonomy places the organism in Eukaryota, Metazoa, Chordata, Mammalia, Artiodactyla, Bovidae. Gene Ontology annotation, molecular function: monocarboxylic acid transmembrane transporter activity. Bases 2 to 1492 code for a protein of 496 amino acids. Gene Ontology annotation, cellular component: membrane.